This is a messenger RNA of Zingiber officinale, 1517 nucleotides long. RefSeq names its product alpha/beta hydrolase domain-containing protein 17B-like. The record is from RefSeq and is a predicted model, not a curated record. Lineage: Eukaryota; Viridiplantae; Streptophyta; Magnoliopsida; Zingiberales; Zingiberaceae. The transcript is spliced from 5 exons. The coding region runs from base 146 to 1174 and encodes 342 amino acids.
UGGAUUUCUGCGAUAAACCCACCACCGCCCACCUGCUCUUUUUCGGCAUCCUCCCUGCCUUCUCGACCGCGCGCCGGACGGCGGCGGAGGGUACCUCGUCGGACGCCGGACCGUUGGUGAUUGCAAACCGAGGGAGGUGGUGAAUAUGGGCGGAAUCACGUCCUCCAUCGCCGCCAAGUUCGCCUUCUUCCCUCCGAGCCCGCCCUCCUAUGCUGUGAUUGCCGACGAGGGGAGCGGGCAUCUCUCCAUUCCCGGGAUCGCGGUUGCGGGUCGCGAUGACGUGCACAUCCUCCGCCUCCCUACGCGACGGGGCAACGAGAUCGUCGCAGUGUACUUGCGGCACUCCCAGGCGACCGCCACACUCCUCUACUCGCACGGGAACGCUGCUGACAUUGGCCAGAUGUUCGAUCUUUUCGUCGAGCUCAGCGUCCAUCUUCGCGUCAGUCUCAUAGGGUACGAUUACUCUGGUUAUGGGCAAUCCACUGGAAAGCCAAGUGAGUACAAUACAUAUGCAGACAUAGAUGCAGUUUAUAACUGUCUUAAGGAACAGUAUGGAGUAGCAGAUGAGGACUUAAUCCUCUAUGGUCAGUCAGUGGGCAGUGGUCCAACUCUUGAGUUGGCCUCCCGUCUUCAGAAGUUAAGAGCUGUUGUCCUUCAUAGUGCCAUCCUCUCUGGACUCAGGGUACUAUAUCCAGUUAAGCACACAUUUUGGUUUGACAUUUACAAGAAUAUAGACAAAAUUGGCCUUAUCAAUUGUCCAGUUUUAGCAAUUCAUGGUACUGCAGAUGAAGUUGUGGAUUGGUUGCACGGGAAGCAGCUUUGGGAGCUUAGCAAAAACAAAUAUGACCCUCUUUGGAUAGAUGGUGGUGGCCACUGUAACCUUGAACUUUACCCUGAAUUCAUUGAGCACCUCAAGAAAUUUAUUGCAGCAACUAAGAAAGAUGGUGACAACAUACAGAAUUCAAUGGAGACAAAGUCAAACAACGAUGAACAAACCAGCCAAUCUGAAACUAUAGCUACAGAUGAUGAGCAUAGAGCUUGUAGCUGUUCUGAGAUCGCAAGAAAGAGUUUGGACAGUCAGCUAAGGAAACCUCCGAAGGCAGAUCAACUGCUGAAAUCAAGAAUGAGCACUGAUCUUAGUGAGCGAAAGAGGAAGAAGGGCAUGGUAUGGUGAUGAAUUAUCUCCAGAUCAUGAACAAAACGUGAAUCAUAAAAACAUAUCCUCUGGUAUCAUUCAGCAAAUGAAUAGAUCGGUUGUACCCAUAAAAAGCUCAUAGCACCGCGAGUGAUAUAAACUGCCGGUCUUUUGUAUUGGUGUAUGGCGUGUGAUAGAUAGCUUUCUUCCAGAGUUCCAGUCACAUUCACAAGAAGGAAUAUUGUUUCAUCCACAAAGGCAGUGCUGAGUACAUGUAAUUUCUCAAUUUUAAAAAACAAUACAGAAAGACUUCAAUAGUGCGAGCUCUGAUGUGAUCAUUAAUGAUUUCGAUCUUGAAUUGUUUUCAGAAUUUGGAUCCCAA